UAAUUAGGGGGCAGAGCCCUUAGCGGGGCGGGGCCUGGACUAAUUCUAGGGCUACUGAACUUGGGUGGAAGGUGACCCUGAAAGACAGGAGGGGCUCGUGAGUGGGGCACCCAUGCUGGAGGGUGGAAAUGCUGAAAGGGGCUGAGUCAUGUGUCUCCAGUACCCAAGGGAGGAUUCGGGGGCACAUAUGGCUGCUACAGGUGAAUGGGAUUUACAGAUUCCCACACUCCUGAUCCGAGAGUCCUGGUGCCUGACGAUGCCCAUCCCACUACACCCCCGGGUGACCUCAUCGAGAUCCAGGUGGUGAAGGUGACGGAUACCACACUGGUCCCUGAGCCCCCGGAGCCAGGCUCUCUUCACUGUGCCUUGUGUCCGGCUGCUUUCCGGCUGGUUUCCGAGCUGUUGUUCCAUGAACACGGGCACCUGUCAGGGGCUGAGGGAGGCGGGCAGGGUGGGGACCCAAGCCGAUGUCAUGUGUGUGGCCACAGCUGCCCAGGGCCUGCCAGCCUCCGUGCCCACUACAGCUUGCACACGGGAGAGCGGCCCUACCGCUGCCCGCUCUGCCCCCGGGCCUUCAAGGCCUUGGCACCCCUGCUCCGGCACCAGCACAGACAUGGCGUGGAGCCAGGGACCUCUCGCAGGUCUCCAGAAGCGACAGCGGCUCAAGAACAGAGGCCAGGGGUGCCCCAGGAGAGGUCGGAGGUGGUGAUGGCGGCGGCGGCGGCAGGAGCAGCGGUGGGGAAGCCUUUUGCUUGCAGGUUCUGUGCCAAACCGUUCCGCCGCUCCUCAGACAUGCGUGACCACGAGCGGGUGCACACGGGCGAACGGCCGUACCACUGCGGUGUCUGCGGCAAGGGCUUCACCCAGUCCUCGGUGCUGAGCGGCCAUGCCCGCAUCCACACGGGUGAACGCCCUUUCCGCUGCACCCUCUGUGACCGCACUUUCAACAACUCCUCCAACUUCCGCAAGCACCAGCGCACCCACUUCCACGGGCCAGGGCCGGGGCUGGGAGAUUGCGGAAGCCAGCUGGGACCGGUGGCUGAGGGGCCAGGGAGCGGGUGUGGGGCAGGAAACACCCUGGAAGAGGGCUGUGGGGAGACAGUGAAGAUGAAAGUGGAGGUCGACCAGUAGUCUAGGAGAGCAGGGCCAGGGCCACGGGGAUUAACCCAGGAGGUAGGAGAUUGAGAGGAGGGGCGGGGAAAGGAGGCCAGGGACAGAAGAGGGGAGACUGAGGCAGAGAUGACAUAACAGCUGACUGAGCUAGCCAUGAGCAGCUAGGGUUGGAUAACAGAGGGAGAGGAAAGAGAGUACCAGGUUCAGGAACCCAGAAAGCCACACAACACCUCCGUGAGACUUAGAAAAAGUUACAGACACAAUCCCUUGGAUGCCCAGGUAAACGAGAGAAACGUGAGCUGCGUUUCAUGCCCCAUUGGACUCCACCUUGGGUUGUCCUUGUGCGAGACACAGCUUGUGAUGCAAGUCUGGGCACUCAGGAGGCGGAGCCGGGAUUGGGUGGAAGGGGUGGGCUCAGGGUCCCCCCAGCCCCGCUGGUCCAGCCCCUCAUCUGCAUAGCCUGGGACUCUUGGGGGCUCCCUAGGAUGGGCCAGGAUGGAAUCUUUUGCCUACCUCACUGGAUUGCACUGGACCUGGGAUUCCUCCCCACCCUCAGGCAGAAGAGGCUCUCUAGGCCCUCUGUAAAGAGACUCUGGGAUCCCAUCACCUCGAAGCCACAGGGUCCCCCAGGCACUUGAGCCUCCAGGAUGUGAGCCUGGCCAUGUGGAUCUUGCCUCCAAGGGCUGCUGCCCCCCACCCCCACCCCGGUCCCUUAACCCAUCCUGACCCCUAUUGGGAGGCAACCGAAAACACUGACGACAGUCACUUAAUGUCCACCCCACCCCCAACCCCCACAAAAGCUGCCAGCUCAGUCCCCACAGUCUCCCCAGCUACAGAGUAGCCUCAGGUUUCUCUGAUAUCCUCCACUUCAGAUUUGACGCAAACAGCCUACUGCCCAGUCCUCAAGCAGAACCAGAGAAGGUUUGUCUGAUGGGGCAGGGCAGGCUGGUCGGGUUCAAAGCUUGCGUGUGGUUGGUAUGAAAGAAAAGGAGUCACCUUGGUGUUGGGAAGAUGAGGACUUGAGAACUGGAGGUGGGAAGCCUCCAGCUCUAUUCCUAUUAAAAGACUUUCUCGAGGA
This is a messenger RNA of Choloepus didactylus (southern two-toed sloth), 2191 nucleotides long. It is a transcript of the gene ZNF784, whose product is annotated as zinc finger protein 784. NCBI's taxonomy places the organism in Eukaryota, Metazoa, Chordata, Mammalia, Pilosa, Megalonychidae. The record is from RefSeq and is a predicted model, not a curated record. The transcript is spliced from 2 exons. Gene Ontology annotation, biological process: regulation of transcription by RNA polymerase II. Bases 205 to 1131 code for a protein of 308 amino acids. Gene Ontology annotation, cellular component: nucleus. Gene Ontology annotation, molecular function: DNA-binding transcription factor activity, RNA polymerase II-specific; RNA polymerase II transcription regulatory region sequence-specific DNA binding.